Molecule: messenger RNA, 1080 nt
Organism: Parnassius mnemosyne (clouded apollo)
Lineage: Eukaryota; Metazoa; Arthropoda; Insecta; Lepidoptera; Papilionidae
Source: the annotation of a GenBank genome assembly
AUGGCUCAAGAAAAUUCAUCUAAGCCUCUUGUCAUAAACGAUCUGCUCAUACAAAAUGUGAACACCUGGGGAAAUGUUCAAUACAAUAUUCCACUAAGAUUGUCCAACAACGAGACCCGGACAGCCACCAGCAUUGCGCACCGUCAUAUACCGGAUAUACCGCAUAAUUUCGACUGUAAAAUUCACGAUCCGCUUCCUGAGCGUGUCAUUGGUCGAGACAUGGUGGUUGAAAAAGAAUCCUAUAAGACCACAACUGGAGAAUAUUGUGUGAAGCCUAACCCUAAUAAAGCUAUGGAACGGUCGGACUGUGCCAGUAAUUGUAAAAAAGUUAUUUACAUGACUGGCGUUGAAAAAGAACUGCAAGGUAAAAACAUCAGACAGCCGAUUAUGAUAUCCGAGAUGAAAGAUAAGUACAAAGGCGUUUCAAAGUCACCGCUAGCACCGCCGGAGAUUAUUGUUAAGCCACCUGAUCCGGAAUACAUUUUUGAUGUACUCGCAGCUGGCAGAAACGAAGCUCCCGUCAUACCCGAAAACGCUAGUGGAUUCAGUCGACUGCUCGAUCCUUACAUAUCCACUUAUCGUGCAUUUCAGAAACCUUUUACUACAGAUGAACAGUACGGGAUAGGUGCUAAAGAUCACAUAACUUUCUACACGGAGUCUAACACACCGAAAGGUCGUGGAUUUGGUCCAAAGUAUAAAAAAAUAUGGAUGCCACUAACUGCCAAAGUUCACAGGAACGUGUAUGAUAGAAUUCAUUUUAAGAAAGAGUAUAAAGCGGUUGCAUCUUGUCACAAUCCAGUGAAUAAUUUAAAAGGAGUUUUCGAAUCAGAAACUAAAAAGCAAUACAAGGUACCAUUCACAAUAUCACCUCUCGCAUCUUGGGAUCAUGGCGAAAACUUCUAUUUGGCACCAUUUCCUCCAAAUCCAUAUCAGACGAAUAUCGCUCCAUUCAUGUAUUGCAGCGAUUACUGUCAUGUUGCACAGGGCACUAAACCGUGUACUGUUAUUAACCAGCUAUGUCACGAUAUGACGCCACACAAGCCUUGUAAACAAAGAUACGUGGUAUCUAGUGAUUGGUAA